This is a messenger RNA of Micropterus salmoides (largemouth bass), 2376 nucleotides long. It is a transcript of the gene slc12a9, whose product is annotated as solute carrier family 12 member 9. The record is from RefSeq and is a predicted model, not a curated record. Gene Ontology annotation, biological process: cell volume homeostasis; potassium ion import across plasma membrane; potassium ion homeostasis. Gene Ontology annotation, cellular component: membrane. Gene Ontology annotation, molecular function: potassium:chloride symporter activity. NCBI's taxonomy places the organism in Eukaryota, Metazoa, Chordata, Actinopteri, Centrarchiformes, Centrarchidae.
CUGAGCUGUUUAGUGAUGAUGUUCGUCAUUAAUCCCGUGUACUCGUCGGGCAGCAUCGUCCUCCUGUUACUGCUGCUGCUUUUCCUCCACUACAGAUCGCCCACCAGCAGCUGGGGCUACAUCAGCCAGGCUCUCAUUUUCCAUCAGGUGCGUAAGUAUCUUUUGAUGCUGGAUGUGAGGAAAGACCAUGUGAAGUUCUGGAGGCCGCAGGUGUUGUUAAUGGUGGCCAACCCUCGCUCGUCCUGUCAGCUCAUCCUGUUUGUCAACCAGCUGAAGAAGGGAGGACUGUUUGUGUUGGGCCACGUGCAGCUGGGAGAUCUGGACAUCCUGCCAUCAGACCCGGUCCAGCAGCAGUACAACUUCUGGUUGAGCCUAGUUGAUAAACUCGGGGUGAAGGCCUUUGUAGACCUGACGCUGUCUCCCUCCGUCAGACAGGGAACACAGCAUCUGCUGCGCAUCACUGGCCUAGGUGGCAUGAAGCCCAACACACUGGUUUUGGGUUUCUAUGACAGCAGCACUCCUGAGGACUUCUUCCUACAAGAUACUGCGUUCUGUGAGUCUUCGCUGGAACGUGGGAGUGAGGGUGAAUACAAUUUUGGGGUUGACUUGCCUUCAUUACAGGCCCAUUUCCCCCCAGUCCGACAUGUUGAGAGCCCACGCUGGCUUUCACCAGAGGAGUAUGUAGGGAUAAUUUCUGACGCCAUCAAAAUGAGCAAGAACGUGUGCCUUGCCCGCCAUUUCUUCCAGUUAGAGGGAGAGGGGAAAGACAGCAAGGUUGACGGGUCCGACCGGACUAUAGAUGUGUGGCCUCUCAACCUGCUUCAGCCAGGCAGCCGUGAUUAUGAGGAUGUGUGCAGCCUGUUUCUGCUGCAGAUGGCCUGUGUGCUCAACAUGUCCAGCAAAUGGCGCCAUGCAAGAAUGAGGAUCUUCCUGAAUGUGGAGACCGAGUCCAGUGACCAGGGCUGGGUGGUAAACGAAGAGACGUUCCGAGAGUUGCUGAGGAAGCUGAGGAUCAGGGCGUCGAUAAAGAUCGUGCCGUGGGACUCGGUGGUGCAGCACCACAUUGAGCCGGACGGGGAGCGUUCAGCAGAGCCAAUACAAGCUCUGUCUGAGGACUUCUUGUCCGCAGUAAACUGUAUGUUGAUGGAGCACAGCUCGCAAGCUGCUGUUCGCUUCCUGUAUUUACCUCGACCUCCUGGUCAUCACAGCCAAUCACAGCAGUACUUGGCUCAGCUAGAAGCAGUGACCAAUAGUUUAGGGCCAACGCUCCUGAUUCACGGUGUCACCCCUGUCACAUACACUGAUCUGUGAGCAUUUGCAUUCAUGAGUUUUGUUCCUGUUUGACAUUUGAUAUUGUACAUGUAGCCAGGUCUUAUCUGACUGCUCAUUUAACACAAGCAUAGUAUAAACUGUGGUUACAUGUAAAAUAAACACAUCAUGUAAUGAAACGUAGAUGCUAAGGUACAUCACAGGUUACUUAACUUUCAUCUAAUGCAGCUUUUUUGUUGUUGUACUGAGGCUUAGAAAAGAACCACAGAGUGCAUUUUGACAAUACAUCAACUGAGGUUUUUGUAUUCAAAUAGGAUAUUUUCCUAGUUUCAUAUACUUGAACUGGCUUGGUGGUUUAACCAAGAAAUGGGAGAAUAUUAAUGUCUGUGUGAUUUCUGUUGAUAUAACCUCUUGUUUCAAUUAGCUUUAAGCCUGUCUUUUUACACAAGACAGAAAUAAAAAUGUGUCAAAGGCUCUUCAGAACACACACAAUUUGUUGUGAACAAUACGGGUUGAGGACAUUGCAUAAAAAAAAAAAAAAAGCCUGUAUAUAAUUUCAGGGAUGACAGUGGUGUUUUGCGAUAACAAUUGACCACAGUAAGUUUCUUAAUGGUAUUAUGUUAAUGCAUAAUAACUUUUAAACUCCUGUAUUUGUGCUGCUUGCCUUUUCCUACAUUCCCAUAUUUCCCAUACAUAUAUAGGCUGGUCACAGACAUUUUUUGUUUGUGAGCUAAAUUUGAGUAAAGUUUUUUUUUUUUUUUUUUUUCCAUGAACGUGCAAACGUUUUCUUUUGCUGUUAAAUGUGUCUCUAGUCUUCACAAAAGAAACCACUUUGUACAUCUGACCUCAGAAUGAUGAACACGUUUGUUGCUGUUGUAUUUGCUAACUUUGAAAUUAUACUGGAUUUUUGUGCUUAAUGAUGCAGACAUUCAAAAAUACACCAAAAAGGGUUAUGCUGAAGGUUAUAUCCUAAUCCAGUCUCAGUCAGGACCAGGACCAACAAUGAUUCAUACCAAGUCAAAAUUAAAAAGAGAGCGUGUUGUACCAUUGUUACACAAAUUAAUUUAACAUUUAAAAAAAAUACAGAAUAAAAUGUUACUGCAUUCU